UUGACAGAGCUGGGAUAGCGGCUGUACUUGUCAGGCCGUAGCGGGUUGGCAGUGGUGUAGAGGUCUAAAGGGACAAAAAAGAUUGAGAGAAAGAGAGCUUCGGUGAUGACACCUGCAUCAGGAAACUGUGUCUCCCCCCUGGCGGCUGUCAUGGCCGUGCUGACCUGCGCGUUGCUACGGGGGGCUCGGGCCGGAGUGGUGGGGGACUUCAACCAUGUGGAGCGCUGUAAGGACUCCCUCUACAUGGGCACCCCGCCCAGAGGCUACCUCAGCAACUCCUUCACCAAGAUCUGCCAGAGGUAUGAGGACAAACCCCGCUACGUCACCCUGUACGACCCCCACAGACACAUCCCCAUCUAUUCUGCCUAUACAUUCAAGAAGUCAGACGGGGAGAAGAAGGUGGACUUCCCCUGGAUGUUUGAGCCCCAGCUGGCCUCAGAGAAGAGCAGCAGUAACAUGGAGUCCUUCCCCCAAUCUUCAAGCAUGCACAUGAACUUCGAGGACACCCAGGCAGUCCUGGAGGACUACGCUGAUGUGGUUCAGUACGAACGUGGCCAGCUGAACCCUGACGAGCAUCAGGCUGACCCUCUGGACAAAGCCUCCACCUACAGCCUGACCAACGUGGUGCCCCAGAUCAGGGAGUUCAACAUAGGGCCCUGGGCCGAACACCAGGACCUCAUCCGCAAACGUCUCAACAACUACUGCCGAGGCAAAGCCUUUGUGGUCACCGGGGUCACCACCUCCGGGCACACGAUCCGUCGCAACAACCUGGACAGGGUGGCCGUACCGGAGUACGUGUGGUCGGCCUACUGCUGCGUGGAGUUUGACCAAAACGCACCGUACUUCGUGCGCUACAAGUUCCCCGUGUUCGCAGCUUACGGGCUGAACGAUCGCGUCAACAACCACAUGGUGGAAGUUCCUCUCAAGAACCUGGAGAAAUUUCUCAAGGGGAGGAUGGAUGUGGAUAAGAACUUCCAGAUAUUCUACAGUGAUUGUGUGCCAGAUAACUGAGAUGAAGUGAUCUUUGUUGUAAUUCAAGUUUAAAGUAUGUUAGAAAUGUACUUUAGCACUGCGGAGAGGUACAGGGUUCUUACACUCAAAGCAUACAUGGAUCUAAGAUGUGUUGUCAAAUCUAAAUAUAUA
This is a messenger RNA of Anarrhichthys ocellatus (wolf-eel), 1143 nucleotides long. RefSeq names its product endonuclease domain-containing 1 protein-like. The transcript has 2 exons. The record is from RefSeq and is a predicted model, not a curated record. Gene Ontology annotation, molecular function: hydrolase activity; metal ion binding; nucleic acid binding. Bases 106 to 1011 code for a protein of 301 amino acids. NCBI's taxonomy places the organism in Eukaryota, Metazoa, Chordata, Actinopteri, Perciformes, Anarhichadidae.